This is a messenger RNA of Pogonomyrmex barbatus (red harvester ant), 8960 nucleotides long. RefSeq names its product ectopic P-granules autophagy protein 5 (gene Epg5). Gene Ontology annotation, cellular component: cytoplasm. NCBI's taxonomy places the organism in Eukaryota, Metazoa, Arthropoda, Insecta, Hymenoptera, Formicidae. The record is from RefSeq and is a predicted model, not a curated record. Gene Ontology annotation, biological process: autophagosome maturation.
GACUGGUAUAAUUAAUGUACACUAGUGUGUAUUUUCGAACAUAGCCUAAAGUUUUGACCAGUUGAAAAGAGAAGAGGAAGAAGAAAACUUGCUGAAAAGCACCAACUAUGGUUACUAGUGUUAUUCAGUGCAUGUCUUUUCUCGAUACUUCUCUUAUGGGUCCUAUUAAUUUCCUUGAAUUUUACUUUUAUAUGUUAUUGCAUUUUGGCCAUAUAGGCUUCUGAUUUAAGAACCUGGUGUCAGUCUUUAUCAAAGAAGAAGGGAAAAACCUUAGUAAAUCUUUAUCAGCAAGCGACUAAAUCAACUAAAUAAUGCUGAUAAUGUUGAUAAACAUAUUUAAUAUUAUUUCUGAUGCUACCGUAGUUUUCACUGCAUUGACUUGCCUUUGUCAAGCCUCAACAUGUUGCAAAUAAUUUCUUUAGAGCAUUUGCAAAGUUUUCUAAAAUUUUUGGAGAAUGUGUAUUCAGUGAUCCACAGUGAUUGUUAAAUCUCUGAUUAUUUGGUUAUUACGCGCCAUGGAGAAGCAGAAGCAGAUAAAACAGAAAAAGAAACGGGAUAAACUACGUCAUUUGAUUCUGGAGCAUCAAAUACCAGAUGCUCCUACACUGGAGGAAUUUGAGUGUCUGCUUGGGGAAUCACCUACGAAUUAUCCCAAAGGUGAAGCUGUAGAAGAUAUAGAGAGCGAAUUACAUUCAGCUGCUAUCGAUACGGAAGUUUACGAGAAGCAGACUGCUGAGAAAGAAGCUCAUGAGAAGAAAUAUAAUCAACAAGUUGAAACAACAAAUGAGGUAUUGGCUAAAAACUCUCAUGAUGAAGUUGACACUAUUCAACCUUGUCUGGUGUCUGACAAUGCUUCAAACAAUCAAAUAGAUCAGAUACAAACAGGCAUGUCUUUAAUUCAACUAAAUAUAUUACCGACUACUUCAGAAAAAGUCAGUCAAACAGUUCAAGAAGAUAUGGCCAAAGUAAAUAUUCUAUGCCAGCAGAGUUUGUCAAAUCAAAUAGAAAUUUUGGAGAUCAAACAAGAUAUAGCGAAUGCAUUCAAGAAUGUGAAACCAUUUACAGAACAGCAACUGGCAUCUUUGUAUCAGAACCAAGAGUUGAUGUUGGUAGAUUCUUUCAUAACUGAGUUUACAGAGACACAGUUGAGAUGCGCACCACUGAGACAACAGCACAGACUGCAUGAGCUGUUGAUGAGCUACUUGAGAGUACGGAAUCAUCUGAUCGCAAAGUCAUACGAGUUAGAGCAUCUGAAAAAGAAUUGCCGGGAGAUACAGAAGCAGCUCUGGUGUCUAGAGAAAACAUCAGAGACGGAAAGCGGUGAAUGCCAGGAUGGCAAUCCUGUCACUGCUACUCACGAGUAUUCAGUCGCUCAUUUCAACCAACAGGCACUAGUAGCACUCUCCAAGACGCUAUCGGCAAUCAAGGAUACUCUACAUGACAGCCAGGCAUUGUACUGCUAUGAGGCAGAAUCGCUGCGUCUGCAAAUUGAACAUUAUGUGCAGAGAGUCACUAGGAGUUUUAACGAUUUUGCUAAUCUUUUACCAACUGCCCCAGCGAAUCUUCUACCAGAGCAAUCACCAUUCCAGAUAACCCCACAAUUAGUGGAGCUUAGAAUGUGCAUAACUGUUCUAUUCAAUUUUCAGCGUCGAAUUCUCAAAGAUGGCAAAUUCGUCACAGACACUAGAGAAUGGUUAUCGAAACUAGUUGCAGUGCUUUUGAGGAUUGCCACUUGGCAGGAUCAUUUGUUUUUGCUGAAUCAUAUAUUGCGAUGUCCCGGUGGUGUGAUGAAUUGGGCGAAAUACUUCGUGCAAGUGCCAGUUCCGCCAAAAGUCUCAGGAUUAAGCUCUUCGCCGUUCAAUGAUCCAUAUCUUAAUCACAUGGUCGUUAUUCUCGCAGUAAUUCUGCUACCGAUUAAGGAUCGGGAUAAAUUCUUGGAACAGGUACAGGUAUCUUUGCAAGAUACUACAAACAGCCCAGAGGAUACAGUAUGGGUAAUGUUAGACGAAGAGGGCGAGGAAGACGAAGAUAUUGCUAAUAUCGGCGCCAAUCUUUUUGAAAGUGACCUGAUUUCUCUUCUCCAUCAAAUUCCACUAGACAGACUCUUUGAGCAGGUACUGUUUAUUCAGCGUCAGAAUGACAAGUACGAGCAAGAAGGGAAUGCCAUCACGGAUCAUCACAUGUUGCGUCUUUUUGCGUUUUAUGGUGUGCUCAUCAAACUAUUAAAACAAGGUCUAAGAUCUUAUGAUUCUCCAAGAUAUAGGCAAUUAGCUAAGAGACUCAGUGCGUUGAUCAGAGACAUCGUUCAAUACGCCAGUGAUCAAUGGGAGGCUUUUGAUAAGAGCAAAGUAACCGAUGAGUCGAUGCUGCUGAAACUUCAGAUCGAAUACGAUUGCUUUUUUUUAAAAGCGAUUCUCUGUAUAUUUUCAUCUCGACGGUUAGGUGCCUGGCAGUAUCUUGCCGCACUACCAUACCAUAUUAUAUCAUCUACUACACUAUGGCAUAUUUUUUAUAUUCUGCAUACCGAUUCCAUAUCUGGUGACAUAACAACAUUAGAUACAUCAGUCUCUGAUUGGGAAAGGAAACUGAGUUGCCCUGAACUUCAUGAGCAGUUCGAAGAAAAGCUAGGCAAUAUGCCCGGUGAUGAGUCAUACUUUCUAUUAACAACUUUUGCUAAUAUGGCCAUGGCUAGAGGCUAUAAAGAUUAUGAUUUUGUGAGAACAACCACAAUUGAUUUGUUUCAAAUUGGAUUUCUCAGCGAGAAAACUCAAGAAUCUUGCUCAAAGGAUGCAAGAUCGCUUUUAUCAAAUUUGACGAGCAAAUAUCCUACUCUCUUGUCUGAUAUCUUGCAAAAAUUGAAGGAUAAUUUUGUAUCAGUUGGAAAGCUGAGUUUAUAUUUGUUCACUGAAUUGAAAAUAGAAAUGUGGAUACCACAACAAGACAUAGCAAUUCUGUCCACUUGGUUGCAUCAACAUCCUUUAACUUCAUCUGAAAGUCAUCUAGCUCGAUUAAUUCUUACACAUUUGAAUUGGGGCCUUAACACAAAUGAUGAUCUAUAUCUUCCAAUCGAUUUACAUCGACAAGUGGCCUUACUGAUUGUCGAACUUACAAUGAAAUAUGUACCUGAUACCCCAGUACAAACAGCUUCAUUAUUAGCCGAAGGUGUAAAGCAAGUUUCCUCAAUGGUAAGACCUCAGAACAGCGAGCAAGCGUUCAGCUUGUGGGCUUGGGAAAUGAUAAACAGAUUGAAGUUGCACCAGUUAGACCGAUCGGAAUCCCUUUGUCAAUAUACCAUCUCAAAUCCGGCUGAGGGUCUCUAUUGCGUACCUAACAUAGAAUCAGAUUCUUUCUUAGAGAUUCUGAUGAAAGGAAUACGCGAAAGGCAACCAAUUGCCAGCUAUGUUUCGGUGCUGAUGACUCUGUGGGGUCAUUCAGUGCCGUUGAUUUGUGCCGAAGGCUUCAGCCAAUUGCAAACCUUGCAAUGCUAUUAUAAAUACGAACAAGUGCUAAUAUGUUUGUAUCAUAUUAUACCGUUGUUCCUUGAAUGUCCGGAUUCUUUGUUAAAGAACGACAAAUUUAUCAGCCUGAUUGUGCCACUUAUUAACGCCGACCGAACAUAUAUGAAGAUAGCGAAGAACUUAAUCGCUCCGGAAUUUCCUGGUCCAAUUCUUAGGCAAUUUUCAAACAUGAUCGAAUCUCAUUUGUAUCAUUAUAAACGGUAUUGCUUAAACAAUUCAGAACGUUUCGUGCAUCUAUGGCUAAAUGUAUUGGUACUCGUCCAAGAUUGGAAUAAAGAUUAUAGCGUGAUGUAUUUGAUAGACAAUGUAAUCCGUGUAGCGUUCUUUCAUUUAGAAACCAGGGCGACAAUGGAGAAUAUGUUUCAAAAUCUCGUCUAUCCUGCUAUAGACGGAAUUAAUGAGAAUAUAUCAUCCAAUCGAGCACCGGGAUCGUUUGGAUCAUUUUUAAGUUGGGCAACAGGAUCUUCUAACUCAGCAAGUCUUCUGGGUGGAACCAUUCAAAUGAUAUGGCUUGCUUAUCAAAUCUUGUCAAUUGAGCAAUAUGAUAGAGAGCUUAAAACCGGAUUAUGGCGCGAAAUUCUACGGGAACUAUCUAUGCAAUCCAAGAUUUCUUUAGACACUGCGCUCAAGAGAGCUUGUGCAACAGUUAAGAUGACACCGUUUGGAGUAAGCAACCUGGCUAUCUAUCGCUGGUCUCAACAAGCUCUUGAUACACCCAUGGAUCAUCCAAUUUUGCCUCUCUUGUGGCAAAAUUUUUGUUUAUUCCUAGCACGAACUCCUACUACCCCGGGAUCUAUGGACAAAGGUGGGGUUGGAGAAAAAUUCUUCGAAGGGAUGAUAAAUUUAAGCUAUUUAAAAAAAUUGAAAAAACGGUUGCACGAGACGACAGAAUAUUUCCAAGCGAAAGGAGAGAAAGAUACAGAUAAUGAAAAACCGAUGACAGAUGAACGGCGUGUAUUUUACAUCAGUGUUGCAAAGUUUUACAAAACGUUGACUCUGUGGCUGGAAGAACCUCGACUUCAGGAACCAGGACUUUAUCUUCCAGCCUUGCCACCACAGUACAUGUCGCAAAAGUUAAUUUUACUGGUGCAAGGAGAUCGAACUCUUUGGCUGGAAUACAUCGAUUAUUGGGCAGUAGAACAGAGUCAGUUAAAGGCUGUUUACGAGUGGGAACGUACAACGUUCCGCGAUUCCGAGAAUCAAUAUCAGAAAUUUUUACAACCUUCGUCAAACGUCGUAGAAUCGAUCGAUCCUCUCUGCAAAAUCUUCCGCAGGCUGAAUUCCUAUGAACCACCGGUUCCACCGCCGCCAUUGAAUCGAAAUCAACCAGUGCUAGCCUGCAUAGCUAGGGAAUGCCUCUACAACUCCGCUACCGUUAUUGACUUAGUCAAACCAUAUCUCAAAGUCAUCCUUGAUUACGCGCAAACCUAUAAUCUGAUGGUAUCUGAGCAUAUCGCGGUAGAUUGCAGCUUUCUUGAACUAAUCCCAACUCUUUAUCGGAUUUACGAAAAUCAUGUUACUUUAUACGCUCUCUGUGACUCUGUGCCAUCUAACCAGAGGCGCACUAGAUCGGGCACACCUCCCACGGUACACUGCGCAGGUCCUGCGAUCAUCGAUAUUACAGUUGAGGAAGCGCAUGUCAAUGAAGGCGUAGACCAUAUGAUAACCCAGAAUCGGGCGGAGUAUGAGAAUCUCUUGGUGAAAGCUAGUCAACCGCCACCCAGCAAAGUCACUGUAGGCUGCGUCUUCAUCGAUUAUUUGAUCGCGAUGCUGGAGCAUGAAUUAAUUGUCAGUCGCACUAACGAAAACACCGCGGUACUUCAUAAAGUACAAAAGAGCGGAGUCAAAUUGUUCUAUCACCUAAUAGAAUUCUAUACAGAGGAAGCAGCGCUAUGUCCUCCCACAAAACAACUUAUCACUACAUGCUUGGAAAAGUUAGGCCAGUUGUUUAUCAGUGGCGAAGAGACUCAGGGUCCGCAAUUAUUAAGCACCAUCAUCCAGAAACCUAAUCUCGGAGGCCUAUUGGGACCACACUUUACUCCCGUUGCCGGAGGAGCCUCCACAUUCUUGCAGAUGUAUCAAACCGUCGUAGAUUUGUCUACCGGAUCCAACGUAGACUUAUGCUUCGUGUUGCUCUCAAAGUUUGACGUCAGCAGUUGGUUGAAUUAUCGUCGUCCGCGAUUGAGCGAAAGAUCUACCUUCAUAGAUUUAGUUUCUAGAGCUUUAUGCAACAUUGGCUUGAAUCCUGAAGAAGAGAAAUUGAUGCUACAUGAACUAUUUCGAAAUCAUCUACGACUCAUUCUUCUGCAUGAAUUCCCCGAACACUAUGGUGAGGUAUUGAGCGCAGUGCUAAGAGGAUCCGAGAGCCAGAAUCUAUCUCUAGAUGUGUGGCGCGACUUGCUAGGAGCUCUCAGCGGCAAAUCGAGAAAUAUCGCGCCCUCUCAAAAUUUUCCCAAAAUCCGGGAUGAGAUCCGACACUAUGCCACAGAACAAAAGUUGCUUUCUCGCCAAGAGAUGCAUGAUACUGCUGUGCUUCUGAGCCGACAUUUCAUGAAAGAAAGAUUGCAAUAUGGAUUGUAUGGGCUUUAUCCGAAGUAUAGAAGUUACAACGAGCCUUUGACCAUAUUUUUAGGUAUGGUCGGCCAUGCUCUGGUUGUAUUGACACUACAGGCUGACAGAGGAUCGCUCGCCGAUCAAUUAUGUGAGAAGAUCUGGCCAGUAUUGAGCGAGAUGUAUGCCCCAUGGAUCACUCCGUAUUGGACAAGGAAUCUGCGAGAACCAACAGCCGCGUGGAUCCAGCAAUUGACAGAUGACAGAUCAGUACUGCUACCAUGGAUUAUCACUGACGGCCCUUACGCGAAUCGGACGAUGGCCAUGUUCGCUGAGUGCAUUCGUUUCAUCAUUGACACCAUGCCGGCGUCCAGCAAGAUUCUCAGCUUCGUUUGGCAGUUUUAUGUAUCCAAUUAUGCUCAUGUUGCCGUUAAGGACCACGUACUGAAUGUCGUGCACGGUAACAUGCUGUCUUUUCCUUGGGAUCACUUUUGCCCGUCUAUCAACGACAUCGAAUUAAUGAUCAAGGUGAUUGAUCAAUAUCUGCCAGACUGUCACUUAUUCUUAGGAAGUAUCUUUACCUGGAUUAAUUGGACUGCUUGGAUCGGCGAGUUAAUGGCCACGCAAGCAUUGCCGAUCGCUGCCAGAAUGCACGUUUGUCUACUGAAUUUGCUAGUGAAAUUGUCGAAUGAACCAAAUGUCAGACAGAACGAAAAAGCAGUGCAAUUAGUCAUGGAAGCCGAAAGUUUUUCUUGGCACUUAAUCGAUGCCGCGGCAUACGAUCAAGUUAUUAAUUGGCAUGUUAUGAGUUGCGAUCCCAGGGUGAUCCUAUGUCUGGGUAAGGACCAGACUCAUCCUAUCGACACAGCUAUUAAUAACUUACUGAAGAUAGCAGCAGCCUAUGAUCCCACAGUAAAACAUUUUCAUCCUACCACAUUGAAAAAGAGACAAAUGUAUGUACGUUCUUCAGUGAAAUUACUAAUCAACUGCACUACGAGACAUAAAUCUCUCCUCUCAACAAACGGCAAGGCAUUCACUAGCACAUUGUCACGGAUGCUCGACGAAAUGGAAACAAUCAUCACUAGCAGUGAGUACUCGAAAAUAUUUUCAAUUCGAAGAUUUAAAGUAUAUACGAAUAAAUCAGCUUACUUGGAUCGAGGAUUAAAUAGUAAUNNNNCAACAUGGUUGACAGAACGAACAGCUAGUAGUCCAGUACUGAUGGGAAUGUUAAGAGUGAUCGGAAUGGCAGUCGCUUCCUCGUCUACCCUGGGUCAUCUCAUGGAGGCUGCCUUGGAGGCUUACUUCAAACACAAUAUAACAGAAGACAUUCGACCUACAUGGGCGUCGGUACUGACAAUCCUGCAACCCGUGAUACCACGUCAGCCACCAUUAGAAUCCGUAUUAGUGUCAGACGGAAGAUUGCUAGCCCUCUACUCUGUUUUGCUGAAAAGACUUCCAUCCUGCAGGGAUAUCCGAGAAGAGGGUAUGCUUCUGAUUAAUCUAGUGGACUGGAUCAGUGCUAUUAAAACCACAGAUAUUGUGGAGGAAAAAUUGCCCUUAUUAUGGGCGAAAGCGUGCGAACUGAUCUACAGACAAUGUCAGUAUAGUGAGAACACAGUGAUUGCUGCGAGAGCCUUGAAGGGAUUGGCACGAGCGUUAUUAAUGGUAGCAGACGAUGCGGGACAAGGAUGGGGUAUCCUGGGAGCUAUCGGAUUAAGGAAAGGAUCUCAGCUCACUAUACGAUGCAAAUUUUUGAGUCGUGCUAUUGCCGUCUACUGUUUGGCACAAUUACCGGAAUCCAAAUCCGAUCAGCAGCUAGUCAGAUACACUCCGCACUCGCCUGGUGUGGCGCCUUUAAGAUCGACCGAUCCGGACACAAUAGAGAUCCGUCCUAGUACGGAGGCUGUGAAAGCAAUGCAGAGCUUAGAGGGACUUCUGAUAAACAAGCAGUACGCAGAGCUACGGGGAGACGUGGAAAGAGCCAUUCGAUUCAUCAAGGAUUCUGCUAACUCUCUUCAUAAUGCCGUCGAGAUCGUCGGCGCACUUACCACAGAGCUCUACAAUCAAAGAUAUCUGCAUGUGCUGACAGAGUGAUACUAGUUUUAUUUAGAUUUAGUGACGAGCUGACGUCUCAAAUCAUUUCGAAACGCAUAUGACUUUAUAAGAUUCUCGAUCGGAAAUCGAGCUUUCAAAUCGUUCUAGUAGUUCUUUCAAGAUUUUCAAACAUUUUUAAUAUCUGAUGGUUGAUUUUAAUCUUGUUCCAAGAUUUGCAAAAAUUUCCGAGAUAUUGAAUACAUCAAGUAAAUUCUAUACUGAUUAAAUGCUUGAAAAUUUACGGCAUUAAAUGUCCAGUAUUAUGUAAAUUUCAUUAAGUGAUACAUUUAAAUUGAAUGCUCGUUAAUUUUGAAAACUAAGAUUAUAUCAUUAUUAUGAUAUGACUAUACGUUCAUAUUGAUAUUCAGUCAAAUCGAUCAAAUUCCGAACAAGUACAAUAGUGAUAUGAUCUCAAUCUUAAAAAUUGCGUUUAAAUUAUUUAGAUCUGUACUGAUCUAGUCAUAAAACUCUUUUUUUAUUUGAGACGUAAAAUUUAGAAUGCAUUCAAUUUAAAUGCAUCCAUCUAUAUCGAUACUGUACGAUAGAUAAGAAUAUUUGCAUAAUUGUUGUUUAUUUAUGUAGCCAAUUCGGAAGGCAUUGAUGCUUUAGUACCUGCAUACACGAACCCUAUGUUAAAAUAAUGUAAUAUUUGAUUUAUAUUUACAUAUAUUAAGAUUUUGACAACGUAAUUAAUUUGUAAAUAUGAUUAUUGCCAUUUUAUUAUUGAAACUGUGUGAAAAGACCAAUAACUAUCAUAAAAAUAUUGUUGAUCAAUGAAUAAAAAACGAAUUGAUUAAA